Thecamonas trahens ATCC 50062 is the source of this 1805-nucleotide messenger RNA. RefSeq lists its product as uncharacterized. The record is from RefSeq and is a predicted model, not a curated record. Gene Ontology annotation, molecular function: protein binding. The transcript is spliced from 2 exons. Bases 48 to 1763 code for a protein of 571 amino acids. Lineage: Eukaryota; Apusomonadida; Apusomonadidae.
CUUCUUUGCCGACGUGAGAGGACGGAAGCGGGAGAGCAACGGGAGGAAUGAGCUCCCCUCUUGCCAACUUUGUCCAUCUAUUCCGCCAUGCAGAGGCUGCAGAGGGCCUGUACCAUGUCCGCAAGGUCACACGCGGAUCAAGAGGGGUGGGAGAGGAAGAGGUUCCGAGCGGCUCGCUCGCGUUCAACGCGGCGUACUCGUCGCUCACGCCCGCCACACGCCGGUCAACGCUGAUGGGCUCCGAGGCCGAUGUCGAAGCUCCGCAGGACGCCCAUCUUCGCCCGACCAACACCAUCCGCGCCAUGGGCACCUCACACUGGGAUCCGUCGCUCGAGGACGAGACGAUCCGGCUGCACCCGCAGGGCGACGUCCGCGGCCCGCCGUCGGCGCUGAACUCGGCGGCAUCGGCCAUGGCGGCGAUGCCAGGCGUGGGUGCUGGCGGUGGCUCGUCGCCGCCGCGGCGCGCUUCGCCAUCGCGGUCCGGGCGGGCCAGCAGGCAGAGCCCACAGCGGGGCGGCGCUGGCGCCGGCGACAACGCCGAUGGCGAGGGUCCCCGCGGCGAGAAGGACAUCGCCGCGCUGCUGCUGGGCAUGGCGGACGAGGUGCGGAGGAGCAAGGGCAAGCCCGCGAGGUCGCCGCUGAGGCGACGGAGGGAGGUGCCGCCCAGACUUGAUCCACUGCCGCUGCUGCCGGCCGGCAAGAGCGGCGAGACCGCCACCGCCGGCCUCGCCCUCUCCGCCGGGCCAGCCUCGCCGGCAGGGUCGGGCGGAAUGCGGAGCGCAGGCGGCAGCGCCAGCGUAGGCGGCAGCGCCAGCGCAAGCACCAACGCUGCCGUGCCCAAACGCGUGGCCAUCACCGUCCGCACUUCGCUCAAGGACCAUGCAGUGCUCGCCGACUCCUCGCUCCGGGCCGGGCUCUCCGGCAACGAGGCCAAGUCGUACUUUUCGCAGGGCAUCCUCUACGACAACGAGGCGCAGUACGAAAAGGCGCUCGAGUGCUAUCGCAAGUAUCUCGCCGCGUGCCACCGCGCCGGCGACGUGCUCGGCGAGGCGCUUGCCUACAACCACAUGGGCGUCGACUACCAGGUCCUCGGCGGCGAGAACUACAAGCUCGCCCUGCUCUGCCACGCCAAGCAUGCCGAGAUCGCCGACGAGGCCGGCCAGUUUAUUGCGCAGCACAACAUGGGCCUCUGUUACACUGCACUCGGACAAGACGACCUCGCUAUCCAGCACUACGAGCGCGCUCUCGAGCUCGCCACAUCCCUCCGCGACCCGUCAGGCGAGGCAAUGGCCGCCGGCCAGCUCGGCGCCGCCCUCGGCCGCCUCUCGUCGCCCGAAGAGGGUGUGCGCUUCAUCCAGCGCAGGGUCGAGCUCGCUGACGCGCUCGGCGACGUGCACGAAAAGGCGACCGCAUACUCUCAGCUCGGCGACCUCUUUGCCGCCAUCUCGGACGUCGAGUCGGCCAUCCGCUACUACGCCGGCGCCGCAGACCUCCUCGCCGACGCCGACCGCCAGGCCGCAGCCAAGACCUACGCCGACCUCGGCCAAUACGUCAACGACCAGGGCAUGUACGACGAGGCCCAGCACUACUACGAGACCGCUAUGCAGCUUGCCAUCCGCGUCGAUGAUCCAGAGCUCGUCGCGCGCGCACGCUGUGGCGUCGGCAUCGCCCUUGGCAACGCUGUCCUCGGCGAUCAUCUCGAACAGGUCAAGCGGGUCAUCGUCGACACCACGCCGCUCCUGCACAUCCAGCAAGGGCCGUGACUGUCACUCACUUGCGCACAAUGGUAAACUCGCCAAAGUCAG